Messenger RNA from Drepanopeziza brunnea f. sp. 'multigermtubi' MB_m1, 711 nucleotides. RefSeq lists its product as uncharacterized. NCBI's taxonomy places the organism in Eukaryota, Fungi, Ascomycota, Leotiomycetes, Helotiales, Drepanopezizaceae. The record is from RefSeq and is a predicted model, not a curated record.
AUGCGCAAGAUCGCCUCUCGCCGAGGGCGAGAACAACAGCAAGAGGGCAGGAGGGCAGGAGGGCAGGAGGGAGAGCCGCAGCAGAAGCAGCAAGCAGCCUUCGACCCUCGUCGAAGACGAGACGGCCACGCGCGCGGCGGAUCCGACACCCGGGGAGGUCGACAACGACCCGGGGGUACGACACGGGAUUCGGCGGCAGGGACGACCCCGCCAGCGCCGGGACGCCGACCGCAUGAUGCGGAGAGGGGGCUGGGCUACAUGUUCGCCAUGGCGGCUGCCCGCUGGAGGUACCCGCUCGCACCGGGCAGGCCGGCCUGUACACGCCCUACACUACACCGGGCAGAGCGGCGAGGAACGGGCCAGACUCUGCAUCUUCAGCCAGCAGUGCUACGACCGGUACGGACCGAGCUGGCCGCAGGGCGAGAAGCAGAUCGGGGAGCAGCAGCCUUGGUUCGCCCUGAAGGCGAUCCAGGAGCUCGCGGACAUCGUGGCCGGCCUGAACCACGCGGUCCCGCCGCUCGUCAAUGUGCUGCAGGUCCAGACCGGGCACACGUGCUGUCCCACGAGGCUAGCCUUGAUAGCCGGGUACUGUACGGGGAGAGUGGCGGCAUGAUUGACGGGCAUCCGGUCCUCGACCUGGACGAAAUCAAAAACCAGUGCGAGCAGAGAAGGGAGGGGAGGGCGGGCUGGAACAUUCGCUUUGGGCUAUGA